AUGCGGUGGCUGGAAUUAGUUAAAGAUUAUGAUUGUGAAAUUCUGUAUCAUCUAAAAAAAGCCAAUGUAGUGGCAGACGCUUUAAACAGAAAAUGUCUCAGACAGGUUUUCAGCACCGUAAUGAUAGCUCCUCAACUAGCUUCAAAAAUGGUUAAGGCUGAAAUUAAAUUUGUGGUCAUAGUGGACUGUGCCACGAAGUCAGCUCAUUUUCUACCAGUAAAGACUACUUAUACAGUGGAUCAGUAUGCAGAGCUGUAUGUGAAGGAGACAGCUUGUCUCCAUGGAGCUCCUAAAUCCAUUGUUUCAAACAGAAAUCCAAAGUUUACAUCAAAAUUCUGGACAGGAAAACAUGUUUUCCUGCGAGUUUCUCUAAUGAAUGGCAUUAGGCGCUUUGCAAAGAGGGGAAAAUUAAGCCGUAGGUUUAUUGGGCCAUUUGAGAUACUCGAGAAGGUCGAGCAGGUAUUUUGGAAAGUUUGGACACAUUUUGGGCAAGCUUUGGAUUGCUUGGGGAAACCUAGUGCAAACCGGUUAACCAGUUUGCCAGUUUUUGAUUUUGUUCGUGUUGAUUUUUUCGGUGUUCAAACGGGUGUACUCGUGGUUUCUCAAUUUUUUUGCUCAACUGAUAGCAAAGCCCAAGUUGACAGCCCACAAACAAUCAGCCCAAUACAAUUGGACCCAGAAGCCAUUAUACAGCAAGUCAAAGAAUGGGAAGAAGCUUCGGCUCAGCACAUCACAGAAGGCUCGAAGGAGAAGGUGAACAGUGAAAUCGACCAAGCUGAAAAGGGGGAAACAAGCCGCAAGAGGAAGAGAAUCAAGCCAAGCUGGUUGAGAGACUUUGUUCUAAUGAAGAACGAGGAGAUUGCUGCGUUGUUGCAGGCGUUGGACCUCAAGUGGGAACAACGAUCGGAAUCCCAGAUGGAGACUAUCAAGAUGAUGAUCGAUGAACGCUUCAACCAGAAUUCUCAACCAUCGCCGGUGAACCAAGUGGGUGAAGCUAGUGGGGGCAGAGACUCAGUUCGCGAACGGAGCCGACGUUCCGAUGCUGAAUCAGAUUGCCGAGACAUCAACUCAAUUCUCAAAACCUUGCGAGUUAAGGUGCCUCGCUUUGACGGACAGAAUGUGGACGAUUGGAUUUAUAAGAUAAAUAAGUUUUUUGAUCUUCACCGAGUGGAUUAUGGAAUGCGAUUAGCGGUUGUUCCGUUUCACUUAGACGGACCUCCAUCCAGCUGGUUUCAAUGGAUGGAAAAAGGUGGAUCGAUUUAUGAUUGGGAUUCCUUCUUGAGGGAAUUACAACUUCGCUUUGGUACAUCCAUUUACGACGAUCCUUUGGGUCGAAUUUCGAAACUCACACAGACGGGGAAGGUUUCGGAGUACAGACAAGAGUUCGAAAUGUUGAUGCCUCGUAUCACAGGAGUGGCAGACUCCAUGUUCUUGAACUUCUUCAUUUGGGGACUGAAGUUAGAAAUCCGACGAGAGUUACUGAUGGCACCUCCGGCGAAUUUAGCCGAUGCUAUGGCCAAAGCCCAAUUAUUCGAGGAUCGCAAUGAAGAUCUGUUCGCUCGACAACGAGACCAUAAUAGAACCGGGUGGAUCUCGAAACAAAGUUACCAACAACCCAAUUCACAUUCAACUUUUCCGACCACAUACAAGCCGAGUACGGGUCCUCCAUCACCUCCAAUCCAACCAUUGGGUAAACCAGCCAAUACAAUCUCUCUGCCAAUUAAGAAAUUAUCACCCAGUGAAAUGAAGGAACGUCGGGAGAAAGGCUUAUGCUAUACAUGUGAAGAGAAGUUUCAUUAUGGUCAUAAAUGCAAGAUCAAAAUGUUGAUUAUGUGCGUUCACGAUGAGGAAGAUGCAUCCAUGGGGGCUGACGAGGAGGAACAUGAAAUUGACAGUCCAGAAGAAGAAGUAAGUCUCAAUUCGCUCUCUAAUUCAUUGAACCCGAGAAUUUUCCGCAUUACAGCGAAACAUGGCAAUGAAUCACUCGAAGUAUUGGUCGACACCGGUAGCAAUAAUAAUUUUAUUCAAGAAUCAUUGGCUACACAACUCAAUUUACCGUGGGAAGAGACGAAAUGUUUCAAAGUAUACAUGGGUAAUGGAAAUUUUUUGUUGUGUUAUAAGCUCUGUAAGGAGGUUGAGCUAUGGUUACAAGGGCACCGCUUCAUAGUAGAUCUAUAUGUUCUUCCGAUCUGUGGCUUGGACGUCGUUUUGGGUAUGCAAUGGCUUCAAACUUUGGGACCGUGCAUUCACGAUCACAAGGCACUCACCAUGGAAUUUACUUGGCAGGGAAACAUUAUUAAGCUAUCGGGUUCCACUCAAAUUUCUGGGAACCAUCUUACUUACACACAACUCACUACCUUACUGCGCGAAGGAGAAGUUCGGGGUUUAUUUCGACUCGAAACAACUGAGGACACUAAGGAGAAUGACAUUACUGAUCUGGCAGCUCUUGAAGCCCAUUUUCCGCCACAGGGACGAGGUUUAUUGUCUCAGUUUGCAGCAGUUUUUGCUACACCGAAUCAGCUGCCCCCUUUUCGUUCGGUGGAUCACCGCAUUUUUCUACAGCCAGGUUCGACACCUGUAAACGUGAGACCUUACCGGUACCCCUAUUUUCAAAAGGACGUUAUUGAAAAACUGGUGCAAGAGAUGCAGGAUGUUGGAUUUAUUCGACCAAGUACUAGCCCCUAUUCGUCACCUGUGCUAUUAGUGAAAAAGAAAGACGGGUCAUGGCGAUUCUGCGUGGAUUACAGAGCGUUGAACGGUCUCACCAUUAAAGACCGCUUCCCCAUUCCCACAAUAGACGAACUACUCGACGAACUGGGUGGUGCUACCGUCUUCUCCAAGUUAGAUCUGAGAGCUGGCUAUCAUCAAAUACGAAUGGAUCGCAGGGACAUUCACAAGACAGCUUUCAGGACACACCAAGGCCAUUACGAAUUUGUUGUGAUGCCUUUUGGGCUAACAAAUGCCCCUUCGACGUUCCAAGCAGCUAUGAAUCAGGUUUUCAGACCCUACCUUCGACAUUUUGUUACUGUUUUUUUUUACGAUAUUCUUGUGUACAGCAACAAUGAGACCGACCACGCUCAACAUCUGGCCAUAGUCCUUCGAGUGCUCCGGGAUACUAAAUUUUUUGCUAAGGCCAGUAAAUGCAAUUUCUUCCAGAAAAGAGUUGAAUAUUUGGGCCACUUGGUAUCUUCAAAUGGUGUGCAGGCUGAUCCAUCAAAGAUUACAGCCAUGAACGAAUGGCCUGUGCCUACCUCUUUGAAACAACUACGUGGAUUCUUGGGUCUUACAGGAUAUUACCGCCGCUUUGUAUCUCAUUAUGCAACAAUAGCAGCUCCUCUGACUGACUUACUGAAGCGAGACAAUUUUAAAUGGACUGCCGAAGCUGCUACUGCCUUUGCCCAUCUCAAGAAAGCGAUGACCGACACACCCGUACUCAAGUUGCCUGAUUUUUCUAAAGAAUUUAUAGUUGAAACAGAUGCAUCUAACGUCGGCAUAGGAGCAGUUUUAAUGCAGGAUGGCCACCCAUUGGCUUAUUUUAGCAAGAAAUUGGGACCUCGUUUCAUGGGUUCGUCGGCUUAUCUAAGGGAGAUGCGUGCGAUAGUUGAAGCAGUCAACAAAUGGCGACAAUAUUUGUUAGGCCGCCAUUUCAUUAUCAGGACAGACCACAGAAGUUUACGGGAGCUCUUAACACAAGUCAUUCAAACACCGGAACAACAACAGUUCAUUCGUAAGCUGCUGGGUUUUCAUUUUACUAUUGAAUACAAAGCGGGUACAUUAAAUUCUGCUGCUGAUGCCCUCUCCCGAAAGUUUGAGACACCUUCUUCAUCAUUAUUGAUCGGUCAAAGUGCUGGUUGUUUUGAUUUUCUAGAGGAAUUACAGCAGGAGAAUAUUACUUGCCCAGAUUUGAGGCUUCUUCACACUCAAUUGCAGCAGGGACAGCUUGAUGCUACUGUGUAUUCUCAGAGAGAUGGCCUCAUGUACUACCGCCAGAAACUUUUUAUUAGUGCUUAUUCUAAUCUGAAACAAAAACUGCUUCAUGAGUUCCAUGAUACACCAAUGGGAGGCCAUGCGGGCAUAGAGCGCACCUACUUGCGCUUAGGAGCUAAUUUUUUUUGGCAUGGGAUGCGAUCUGAUGUUAAGCAAUUUGUGGCCACUUGCACUAUUUGUCAAACGGUGAAACAUUCAACUUCGGCACCAUAUGGUCUUCUUCAACCGUUAGACAUUCCGGAGAGAGUCUGGGAGGACUUAGCUAUGGAUUUCAUUGUAGGCCUCCCUAACUCUAAUGGCGUCACAAACAUUUUGGUCGUGAUUGAUCGCUUCACAAAAUAUGCACACUUUGGUGCCUUGCCCCGUCAAUACUCAGCCACAAAAGUGGCAGAAUUAUUCAGCAAUAUGGUCAUUAAGCUCCAUGGAUUACCGCGAACUAUAGUGAGUGACAGAGAUCCGGUGUUUACUAGUGCAUUUUGGAAGAAGCUAUUUGAGCUUAUGGGCACUAAGUUGAAAAUGAGCUCCGCUUAUCAUCCCCAAACUGAUGGUCAAACAGAAGUUACGAACCGCUAUUUGGAGCAAUAUCUUCGAGCUUUCACUGUCGAGAAUCCCAAACAAUGGAGCAAGUUUUUGUGUUGGGCAGAGUAUCAUUAUAACACGAGCCACCAUUCCGCUAUUGCAAUGACUCCCUUUCAGGCGGUAUAUGGCCGAAUACCUCCAUCCAUUCCGACGUAUAUCCGAGGGUCCACAACUGUUCAAGCGGUAGAGGAAGACUUGUUGACAAGAGACGACAUCUUACAGCAUCUCAAAGACAAUUUGCUCAGGGCUCAAAACAGAAUGUGCCAACAGGCUAACAAGAAGCGCAAAGACAUCUCCUUCCAAAUUGGCGAUUUGGUCUUGGUUAAACUCCAACCUUACCGGCAAUCCACAGUAGCGCACCGCAACAACUUCAAGCUUAGUCGUCGAUAUUUUGGCCCGUUUGAAGUUAUUGGACAUGCCGGCCCCGUUGCAUAUACGCUGAAACUUCCCCAAGGCAGCCGCAUCCACCCCACUUUUCACGUAUCACUGCUCAAACCAUUUCGGGGAUCACAACAGUUACCGUGCUAUCCGUUGCCUGAGUUCAGCUUGGCUAACAAACCAAUCCUCACGCCGUUGGCUAUUCUCGCUACCAGAAUUAAUCACACAGCUACUGGUAUGACUCGUCAAGUACUCGUUCAAUGGACUCUCAGUUCGCCUGAAGAUGCAACAUGGGAAGACUUUGAUGCUUUCAUACGGAUGUACAAUUUAGUCGACCUUGAGGACAAGGUCGUUUUCGGAGAGGGAAGCAGUGAUAGCAAAGCCCAAGUUGACAGCCCACAAACAAUCAGCCCAAUACAAUUGGACCCAGAAGCCAUUAUACAGCAAGUCAAAGAAUGGGAAGAAGCUUCGGCUCAGCACAUCACAGAAGGCUCGAAGGAGAAGGUGAACAGUGAAAUCGACCAAGCUGAAAAGGGGGAAACAAGCCGCAAGAGGAAGAGAAUCAAGCCAAGCUGGUUGAGAGACUUUGUUCUGUUAUGGGCGCGAUGA
Cannabis sativa is the source of this 5553-nucleotide messenger RNA. RefSeq lists its product as uncharacterized. The transcript is spliced from 6 exons. NCBI's taxonomy places the organism in Eukaryota, Viridiplantae, Streptophyta, Magnoliopsida, Rosales, Cannabaceae. Gene Ontology annotation, molecular function: nucleic acid binding. Gene Ontology annotation, biological process: DNA integration. The record is from RefSeq and is a predicted model, not a curated record. Bases 1 to 5553 code for a protein of 1850 amino acids.